Lathyrus oleraceus (garden pea) is the source of this 893-nucleotide messenger RNA. Its product is annotated as brassinosteroid-responsive RING protein 1. NCBI's taxonomy places the organism in Eukaryota, Viridiplantae, Streptophyta, Magnoliopsida, Fabales, Fabaceae. The record is from RefSeq and is a predicted model, not a curated record. The coding region runs from base 384 to 776 and encodes 130 amino acids. Gene Ontology annotation, biological process: protein ubiquitination. The transcript has a single exon. Gene Ontology annotation, molecular function: ubiquitin protein ligase activity.
AGUGCAUAUCUAUAAAAUUAAUGAGACAUGAGAGAAUAAAAUGGAGAGAAUCAUUGAAUAAUAUGAUCUUAAAAUUCUAGUUGCAUUAUUCUUUCAACAUCUUAUAACUUGGAACAUUGGGGUCUUUUUGUUUACAAACAUGUUGAAAUACUAGUAUCAUAAAAUAAAAUUAAAGGCUAUUGUGGGAAUUUCCACCUGAAACUCCAGUCCACAGCUUGCAAUCAUCUAUUUAAUGCAAUGCAGCUAUUAUCUCUGACAUUGUCUGCCUACUGCUAUGUCUCUGUGUCUUUUCCUAUGAAUUCAUCAUUCGAGCAUCUUCUACUACAUAUAUGAAACAUCUCCUCCUAAUUUCACAUUCAUAGAGAACCAAAAUAUACGAGAGAAUGGGGUUUCCAACCGAGGUUGUGUUGCCAAAGGUAUUUAUUCAGCUUCUUUCAGUAUUAGCUUCCAUCAGGAAACUCGUUACUGUCUUUUUCUGUUAUUUUGGUUUCGAAUCGGACUCUGAAUUUCAAUCAGUCAACCCUCGGCUACUCUUCAGAGAAAUCCUUCCGGUGGUGAAAUUCUCGGAGCUGGAGCUAGCGGUGGUAGAAUGCUCACAGGAUGGCUGUGCCGUUUGUCUUUGCGAAUUCAAGGCGGAGGACGAGAUCCAACGGCUGACAAACUGCCGUCACUUGUUCCAUAAACAGUGCCUCGACCGUUGGAUGGGAUACUAUAAUACAACAUGUCCUUUGUGCCGCACAACUUUCCUACCUCAUCAUCAAAUGCAAGAUAGAUGAUUUCUUGUACCAUCAUUAUCCUCUUCCGGUUAUGUCUUUCUAGUUUCUUCUCUGUAUAGAUUAUAUGAAUUUACGAAACUUCAAAGACAAGUGAAUUGUGGUUAAUGUUAUGCAUUA